UGAAUCCACACCAAACAGGCCCAAGCCCAACCUAAAACCCAAACCCUAGCUGAUUAAAGAAGCUCUUCCUCGCCUUCUCCAAAAGCUCCCUGUCUGCCGUUCCCUCGUCUCCGGUUCAAGCUCUCCCGCUCUCGUCUGAAACUCCAUCCUUCGGAAUCAUGGCUGCCGCUGCCGUAGCUGCUCCUGCUGUGGUCGAACCAACGCAGCCUCACUAUGACGUGAAGCUGUUCAACCGCUGGAGCUUCGAUGAUGUUCAGGUCAGUGACAUUUCACUGGCGGACUAUGUUGGAGUGGUACCUGCCAGGCAUGCAACUUACGUACCUCACACUGCUGGGAGAUACUCAGUGAAGCGAUUCAGGAAAGCUCAGUGCCCUAUCGUGGAGAGGCUUACAAACUCACUCAUGAUGCACGGAAGAAACAAUGGAAAGAAACUCAUGGCUGUCAGGAUUAUUAGGCAUGCAAUGGAAAUUAUCCAUUUGCUGACUGAUCUGAACCCAGUCCAAGUUAUUGUUGAUGCUGUUGUUAACAGUGGUCCACGUGAAGAUGCAACCCGUAUUGGAUCUGCUGGAGUUGUUAGGCGUCAAGCUGUGGAUAUCUCACCUUUGAGACGUGUGAAUCAGGCUAUCUAUCUCCUCACAACUGGUGCUCGUGAGUCUGCUUUCAGAAACGUCAAAACUAUUGCGGAAUGUUUGGCUGAUGAACUUAUCAACGCUGCCAAAGGUUCCUCUAACAGUUAUGCAAUCAAGAAGAAGGAUGAGAUCGAAAGAGUUGCAAAGGCCAACCGUUAAGGGGAUGCAAGAAACCGUGAUGCAACGGGGAAAUUGGUUUCUGGGUUUUGUUUAGAAGAUGCCGGAUUACUCUUUCUUUUGCCUGUGCCAUUUUUGUUUCGAGUAUUAGAUAUGGUUUGAAUGUUUCCAGAGGACCGGCUUUUAUGUUUAAAUUUGGAAAGAGCAUUUUUCUCUUGUCAAGCAGGGACAUUAACUUAUCAAAUCUUUCUGUGUGCUUGAA
This is a messenger RNA of Malus domestica (apple), 1008 nucleotides long. Its product is annotated as small ribosomal subunit protein uS7-like. Gene Ontology annotation, molecular function: structural constituent of ribosome; rRNA binding; mRNA binding. Gene Ontology annotation, cellular component: cytosolic small ribosomal subunit; ribosome. The record is from RefSeq and is a predicted model, not a curated record. Gene Ontology annotation, biological process: ribosomal small subunit assembly; translation. Lineage: Eukaryota; Viridiplantae; Streptophyta; Magnoliopsida; Rosales; Rosaceae.